AGACCACGUUAGUGAGCGGCAGGAAGAGGGACGCAGUGAACAGUGCGGUGAGGCAGCGCGGCUGGUACACGGAGCGAAACCCCCUCACCGGGGGAAGGGCAUCUUUCAAAUCUGCUGCGGGGAAGUGUCUGUUCCCGGGCUGACGUCAGGAGGAGAGGGAGAGGGGCCGUCCGUCACUGCUAACCGAUAUACAUACGCAUACUGACGGCAUUAUUUCGAGCUGUGCCGGAAGGAAGGAAUCUCCUGGAGAAGGGGGUGGGAACACCCGAGGAUGUGUCUGUGAUACACUCCGGACUCCCAGCCAUGGGCGGGUUGCGGACCCCCGGCGCUGGCACGGAUUCGGCGGGCUGAGCCUCUCGCAGGUGACGGUGGGGGCAGGAAGAAGUGGUCGGCGGGCGGGGUAACCGUACUGGUAGCCGGCAGGUUGUGUGUGCCUCUUGCCUUUCCGCGUUCUCCUUUCCGGGGAAUUGACGCAGUAAAAAGUUGUCGCGGAAUGGUUGAUGUCUCCAAGUUGUGGGCAGCCGGCAUGGAGAAGGCGCUGCUGAUUGUGGUCAUCGCCGGCGGGGUCUGCUGCCUACCGGACUCGAACCAGAACCUCACCACCUCGGAGCGGUACUACGUGAACAUCGGCGACGGCACCUCGACCCAAUUCGACUUCCCCGAAAACACCAAUGGUAUUAUCGUGGUUUCCAGCCGGUAUCGAGCGGCCACGGAGAAGGGCUGUACCAGGCUGAUAGUUGAGUCUCUGGAUCCGGAUGUCCUCAAAAUAAUCAACGUUACCGACGCCGAAACCAUUGGCUUGGUGAAAAGUUACAUCGUCAGCAUUAAAUCCAGACUGGCCGGCACGGCACCACUCUUAAUCAGGCUGUUGGAUGUCGCCAGGGUUAAGCCAUUGACCGUGGAAGAACGAAAAGAUUACAUCAUUAAAGUAUCGCCCAGUAAUGAUCUAAGUUAUAAUGGUCUGGUACAUUUCUCCCAAAACCCUGUCCUUUAUUUUCUUUUGCCUUUGAUAUUUAUAAACAAAUGUGCUUUUGGUUGUAAGGUGGAGAUAGCGGUACUUCGAGGUAUUCUGAAGCAGCCACAUCCUGUAAUUCUUGGGGUGAUAGGGCAGUUUGUCCUCAUGCCUUUGUAUGGAUAUAUUUUGUCCAGGAUCUUCUCCCUGCCCAAAGCCCUUUCCCUUGGGCUGGCAAUUACCUGCUCUGCCCCAGGAGGGGGAGGAGGUUACCUUUACAGUCUUCUUCUAGGAGGGGAUGUGACCCUUGCUAUUUCCAUGACCUUGAUUUCCACUCUGGUCGCCACUGGUAUGAUGCCACUUUCAUCCACUAUCUAUAGCCACAUUCUCAAUGUUCAUGAAACGCUACAUGUGCCAUUUACCAAGAUCUUGGUGACAUUGCUAUUUAUAGCUAUUCCCAUUUCGACAGGAAUGUUAAUCAAGUAUAAAUUGCCACGGGUCAGUAAAUUCUUACUUUUGUUCAUUCGACCCCUCAGUUUUAUAUUGAUCAUUGGAGGACUCUUCAUGGCUUAUCAAAUGGGAGCUGCCAUACUCUACAAUGUGCGCAAAGAAAUAAUUCUUGCAGGAGUUGCUGUUCCUGUCUUUGGACUGUUCAUUGGAUAUCUCAUGGCCUAUUGUUUGAGAUUACCUGUACCUUUGUGCAAAACAGUCAGUAUAGAGAUUGGAGUCCAAAAUAGUCUGCUAGCUCUUGCUGUACUCCAGUUGUCCUUCCGCCACAUUGAAGCGGAUUUUGCCUCACAGGCUCCUUUCAUAGUGGCUCUGAGUAGCACUUCAGAAAUGCUGCUUCUUGUGAUUGUUCAUUUCAUAUACAAAAACCUCAGGGCCAGCCCAGUCUCUGAAGAAAAUGGCUUUAAAUCCUAACCUUUUUGGAUUGGUUCUAAUAAAGCAAAUUUGCUGCACUGCAAAUGUAUUUGAAAUAUUUUUGUAUUGACCUAUUUUCUAAAAUGAGAAUAUAUACAGUAGCUACUGCAGUAAUUUGAUGUUUACAUGGCAUUCUGAAAUGAGCCACUUUCAUGUUUUUUGUUGUAAGCACAAAUGGACUGUAAUUGGGAAAACUGUGUUUAAAAUAGGAACUCCAUAAUAUAGUAUCUAAUUUCAGUUAAAUUUACAACUGUAAGAUUUUGUUGCUUUAGAAAAGUGUCUUUAAAGAAUUUUAAGUUUUAUUGCUUUAAAAUAUCUGUGACAGUUUCUUUUAAUGCAACAAUUUGUGCCAUGUACAAUGACAGUUCUUGCCCCCAGUCAAUGUGUGAAAUUACAAAGGGGAGCAGUACUCUGAGACAUUGUCACCUACACAUAAUGAAACUUCUAUGGAUUUCAGUAUUGUCCGGGUGGCACUUGUCAGUAUUUUCUGCUUUGGUAAUUGCCAACAUUCUUUGAAACCUGCCUUGUGUAAACAUAUUUCUCAUGUUAAACUGCACAGAUUGUUCAGUGAGCAAAUUCUUGUUGGUGGGAGUGAGCAGCAUUCCUUACUCAGGAUCCUGCAUUAUUGGACUCCUUUGCAAAACGUUUGCUACUGAUUGAUGUAUCCAGCAGUGGCUAAUGAAUAGAAAUGCAUCUUUUGCAGUAUCAAUAAGAAUGCACACUUUAAAUUUUGUACCCCUGAGCUUUAAUCUGCACUGUGGCAUUUAAACAAAAUGCAUGACUAUUUUUUUCUCUUGCACUGGAGAAAUUUUUCCCACUCCCCCACCUUUUUGUUGAUGGCUUCCUGAUCCCUUGUCUGUAAGCAUUAUUCAAGAGCGGGUGAUCAUGAUGCAUUUUAAGCAACUUGAUUUAUUCUGGAUACCUCUGUUACGUCCAAUCAUAUCCUUGCACAUGAACUUCCCAAUAAAAGUCACUGAAUAGCAAUAGGACUCCUUCACCACCUCUACCUAAACACCUCACUAGCCCAAGAUUUUGGAAACUGGUUGUCAUGCCACUAUCAUUACUGAGAUCAGCUACCUUGCCAAAGACAACAAGGGAAAUUACAUUUCUUUAACUUUAAAGGAAAUGUUACAUAUAGAAUUUUUUUUCUUUUAGUUCUACAUUCAAACUUAAAGAAGAAAUAAAAAAUAGUUUUUAAAGUUGGACUUGAAGACUUGUAAUGAAUUAGUAUCUGUUACCACAGGUUAACUCAUGCAGUCCAUUUGACAUUGACUUAACUUAUGACAAACUGCUAGCUAAUUUUUAGAUUACAUGGCUGUAGAGAUGUGGAAAAACAUGCUUUUGAAACUUUUGUGGGAAAAAUUUAUGUUGAAAUGGAAGAAAAAUCUUGUCCAACACUGGGUACCUUUAUUACAAAUGCACUUUUUACCAUUAAUUAAUAGGAAGAAUUGCAUCUAUUCUAGGUAGUCUAGUUCAGGUUUGAAUUUUUUUUUGCAGUAUUCCUUUCUCCAUUGAAGACAGUUUUGAUUGUGCAAUAAUUUCUUUUCAGCUGGUAUUUCAUUAUGUCAACUGCAAUUCAGAAUCCAUGUUGUAGUGUGUACUCUGCAAUUACCUAUGUUCAUGCAUUGUUAGUUAAGUAAACUUUGUGCUGAGAAACAGGAGACUCCUUUUUCUUGGGUUUUGCAUACAAUAUUGUACAUUUCAGAAAUACAUCAUGGCUAUAAAAUGCAUUGGGGUAUUCUGAGGAUAUGCUAGUUACUUUAGAAAUUUCAAGAGGAAAUGAGAAACACUUUAGUGGAAGACUGAGUAAAAGGGCAUAGAGUUGAGGUAAUUGGCAAAAGAAUCAAAGGUGAGAAGGGAGCUUUAUGGAGUGGGUCAUGAUUUGGAACAAAUUGCAUAAAAUGAUGUUUGAUUAUAAACUCAAACUCAGUUUCCAAUACCUAGAGGAAAAAUUUGAUUGGCUAUGGGAAAAGAAUUAGAAAUUGUAUACAUUUUUUUUAAACAAAAAACCUGACACGAGUAUGAUGGGCUGAUUGGCCUCUUGUUCUGAGUCUGUGUGAUUUUUUAUAAAUUGGUUUAUUAAUUAACUUAAUUUUCCUUGAUCUAGGUACAAAUGCCUUGAGAACACUUCCAUUUGUGAAGAAUGUUGUUACUUUUUUAAUGUGAAAGCCUAUAACAAAAUACAUUGAAGUGAAGUGUAUAUACUCAGUUUGCUGGUAAUGAGUUUACAUUACACAUGAGCAGAGAUGGCAGAUAAAAUGGAUUGCUGGAAAAGAGUUACUGUAACUAUUAAAUUACUCUCUGCAAUAUCUUAUUGCAUACUUUCUACUUUUUAGAAAGCUAAGUAACUAAACUUGGUUUCAUACAUGCAAUCAUUAUCAAAUUGCCAUAUAUUAUGUGGGUAGUUGCAAUUCAGUCAACUAAGACAAAAUCAGCUUCGUUUUAUUGAGCCACAUGUGAAGGCUUUUCUAGAAUAAAUUGUUUCUCUUCUCUACAAAGGGUGGUAGAGGUUCAUGCAGUUUAUUAAAACAGCUGUAAGAAUUGUGUGGAAGAUGCUUUUGUUUUUUUGUCCUAUGUACAGAGGUUGUUGCACAACAUUCACCAGUCUUCCUCAUAUGUAUUGGAGGCCUUUAGCAUGAGAGACUUAAUUUGGGUAAUGAUGAUAUGAUAAUCUCUCAGUGAAUGUGUUGUUUCUGGUCAAUUAGUUUAGAAUCAUUCAACAAAACAAUGUUAGUGAAAUUACUAAUAACUUCAAAAAAUCAAUAUGAAAGUAACAACUAUUCAUUAAUAUCUAUUGUGUCAUGCAAAAGCAAAUCCAAUCAUUACUUCAUUCAGUUUAAAAGAACUAUAUUAUGUGCUUAAAAGUAUGCUACAUUUCAUUGUACCUAAUUUUGGAAAGAAACAUUGUGAAACAGGCAUUUAAAAAAAAAUGCAAUUCCUUUUUGCAUAUUCUUAGCAGUAAAUGAAACUGAUAUUGACUAAGUUAUGGGUGGGGGCAAAUCUUGUUUGCCAGAUCAACAAGUUUUGGGGUUUUUGCCAUUUCUUGGUAUUCCACGUUCACAGCUUCCUGUAAUAACAAUUUCCAUUGCUCUCCAGCUUUAAGCAUACCAUUCAUUCUUUCUCAAUGUGCAAAAAUAAUUUUGGGUGUAGCUAGUUGCUUGGUGCAGGGUGAAAUGUAAUUCUUUAUUCUAAUAUGAAUGGACUUUUAUAUUGUGCCUCCUACCGAACCUUUACAAAUUCGAUAAUUUUAACUAAUAUUGCUUGAGGGAAGAAUGUUUGAUAGAACACCUGAAGGUCUCCCCAUGUCUAGCCAAGUAGUAGGAGAUCUUUUACUAUACCCUGAAUCAUUAACACAACAUGCUAGUUGUAAGGGAAGAUAUUGUAAAUGCUGGAAACUGAAAAUAAAAUCAGAAAAUGCUGUAAACACUUGGAUUGAAUUUCUGUCUGCAGAAGUUGCCUAACCUGCUGAAUAUUUCCAGCAUUUCCUGAUUCACAAUGCAAACAUAAAUAAUUUGACUAAGAUGAAGGCUCAUGAGGCAAUGUGCCCCAAGUAACACAUGGUGUAUUGAGCUAUGCUUUUUGCUGAGAAGAUUGAAUCCAUUACCUUCUAGAACCAAACUGUUCAA
Messenger RNA from Pristis pectinata (smalltooth sawfish), 5499 nucleotides. RefSeq names its product solute carrier family 10 member 3 (gene slc10a3). Gene Ontology annotation, biological process: bile acid and bile salt transport. Gene Ontology annotation, cellular component: membrane. Lineage: Eukaryota; Metazoa; Chordata; Chondrichthyes; Rhinopristiformes; Pristidae. Gene Ontology annotation, molecular function: bile acid:sodium symporter activity. Bases 494 to 1873 code for a protein of 459 amino acids. The record is from RefSeq and is a predicted model, not a curated record. The transcript has a single exon.